AUGGCGGCGUCUGCACCCUCCUCCUCUGGCGGAGAACCGGAUCCCAACUCGACAAAUUUACGACCACCGGGCUCAAGCUAUGAUGCAUGGUGUGGAGUUGCUCAUGGGUGUACAAGAAAAUUGGGAAUGAAGAUAUGUGGAUUUUUGCAGAAGAACAACAGUCUGGAGGAGAGGAGCAGGAUUGUGAGUUCCCUCAAGGAGCGCACAGCCAAGAACCUGCUGUCCUGUGACAACAGUGGCAGAGAUGCGCAUUUCAGACGCACAGAAACCGACUUCUCCAAUCUGUUCGCCAGAGAUCUGUUGCCUGCCAAAAAUGGAGAGGAGCAGACUAUGCAGUUCCUGCUGGAGGUUGUGGAAAUCCUCACUAACUACAUCCGGAAGACCUUUGACCGGUCCACCAAGGUCCUGGACUUCCACCACCCCCACCAACUGCUGGAGGGCAUGGAGGGUUUCAACCUGGAGCUCUCUGACCAGCCAGAGUCUCUGGAGCAGAUCCUGGUGGACUGCAGGGACACCCUGAAAUAUGGAGUGAGGACAGGUCACCCCAGGUUCUUCAACCAGCUGUCCACUGGAUUAGAUAUCGUUGGGUUGGCAGGAGAGUGGCUCACAUCUACAGCCAACACUAACAUGUUCACCUAUGAGAUCGCCCCUGUCUUUGUACUCAUGGAGACGCUGACACUGACAAAGAUGAGAGAGAUAAUUGGCUGGCCCGAUGGAGAGGGUGAUGGCAUAUUUUCUCCAGGAGGAGCAAUCUCCAACAUGUACAGUGUGAUGAUUGCCAGAUACAAGUUCUUCCCUGAAGUCAAGACCAAAGGCAUGGCAGCUGCACCCAGACUGGUCCUCUUCACCUCAGAGCAUAGCCACUAUUCCAUCAAGAAAGCCAGUGCAGCUCUGGGCUUUGGAACAGAGAACCUGAUCCUGUUGAACACAGAUGAGAGAGGGAGAGUCAUUCCUGCUGAUUUGGAAGCCAAAGUAAUAGAAGCCAAGAAAAAGGGGCAUGUCCCCAUGUUCGUGAAUGCCACCGCUGGUACCACCGUCUACGGAGCCUUUGAUCCCAUCAAUGAAAUUGCAGACAUCUGUGAAAAGUACAACAUAUGGCUUCAUGUGGACGGUGCAUGGGGCGGAGGUUUGCUGAUGUCAAGGAAACACAGGCAUAAGCUGAAUGGAGUUGAGAGGGCCAACUCAGUCACCUGGAACCCUCAUAAGAUGAUGGGAGUGCCGCUGCAGUGCUCUGCCAUUCUGGUCAGAGAGAGGGGAUUAUUACAAGGCUGCAACUCCAUGUGCGCUGGUUACCUCUUCCAGCCAGACAAGCAGUACGACGUCACAUACGACACCGGAGAUAAGGCCAUUCAGUGUGGGCGACACGUUGAUAUCUUCAAGUUCUGGCUCAUGUGGAAGGCAAAGGGAACAGUAGGAUUUGAACAGCAUAUCGACAAGUGCCUGGAUCUUUCAUCGUACCUCUACAAUAAAAUAAAGGACAGAGAGGGCUUUGAGAUGGUGUUUAACGGAGAGCCGCAGCACACCAAUGUGUGUUUCUGGUACCUUCCUGCGAGCCUGCGCAGCUUGCCUGAUGGUGAGGAGAGGCGUGAGAGGUUGCACAAGGUUGCCCCAAAGAUCAAGGCCAUGAUGAUGGAGUCUGGGACUACAAUGGUGGGUUACCAGCCACAAGGAGACAAGGUCAACUUCUUCCGCAUGGUCAUCUCCAACCCUGCUGCUACCAGGUCAGACAUCGACUUCUUGAUCGAGGAGAUCGAGCGACUGGGGAAUGACUUGUAA
Messenger RNA from Scomber japonicus (chub mackerel), 1776 nucleotides. RefSeq names its product glutamate decarboxylase 1. Gene Ontology annotation, cellular component: cytoplasm; presynaptic active zone. Bases 1 to 1776 code for a protein of 591 amino acids. NCBI's taxonomy places the organism in Eukaryota, Metazoa, Chordata, Actinopteri, Scombriformes, Scombridae. Gene Ontology annotation, biological process: GABA biosynthetic process. The record is from RefSeq and is a predicted model, not a curated record. The transcript has 16 exons. Gene Ontology annotation, molecular function: pyridoxal phosphate binding; glutamate decarboxylase activity.